GCAAAGCAGGCUGUGGAGCGCGGAGGCUGCGAACGCCCUCUGGCUCCGCGACCCACCGGCCUCAGCUCCGGGCUGUGCAGCCCGCGAAUGGGUACGGAUCCCGACGGGGAGGAGGGGCUCAGCCGGCGGGGGGAAGAGGUUAAGAAGUGGCUGCCUGAACUAUUUUGCAAAGAAUAACCAUUACAAAGCAUUGAAUACAGCAGUUCACCAAGAAGAUCCUGUUGGUUUGGGGGGAACACGGCUUUCAGCGGCCACAAAGUAUGCUGCCACUCAGGUGCCAUCUGAACCAAGCUCCUCCUCAGGUUUUGUGUAGGUUCUGUGCCGUGAUGGGGAAAUUGCAAAGCAAACUGAAACACAGCACUUAUAAAUACAGCAGGCCUGAUGGAAUUAUAGAAGACAGAAUUCAUACCAAAGCUUUUCAAGAGUAUACCCCAGCUCACGUGGAUACCGUCUCUGUUGUUGCUGCUCUGAACUCAGACCUUUGUGUCUCUGGAGGAAAAGAUAAGACAGUUGUGGCCUAUGAUUGGAAAACUGGAAACGUGGUGAAAAGGUUCAGAGGACAUGAACGUGAAAUCACCAAGAUAGCCUGUGUUCACAAAUCAAACCAGUUCUUCAGCGCCUCUCGGGACAGGAUGGUCAUGAUGUGGGACUUGCAUGGUUCCCCACAACCAAAGCAGCAGUUCUCUGGCCAUGCCAUGGUGGUCACUGGACUGGCUGUGAGUCCAGACUCAUCACAGCUGUGCACUGGCUCUCGGGACAACACCCUCCUCCUGUGGGAUGUGGGGACCGGACAGUGUGUGGAGAGAGCUUCAGUCUCCAGGAACCUGGUCACUCACCUGUGCUGGGUCCCCAGAGAACCAUAUAUACUACAGACUUCUGAAGAUAAAACCAUCAGAUUAUGGGAUAGUCGGGGGCUGCAGGUGGCUCAUAUAUUUCCCACAAAGCAACACAUUCAGACCUACUGCGAAGUCAGUGAGGAUGGACACAAGUGUAUCUCCUGCAGCAACGGCUUUGGAGGAGAAGGCUGUGAAGCCACGCUGUGGGACCUAAGGCAGACGCGGACCAGAAUGUGUGAGUAUAAGGGGCAUUUCCAGACUGUGGCAUCCGGUGUCUUUCUACCAAGAGCCUUGGCCUUGAUGCCUGUCAUUGCUACCUCAUCACAUGACUGCAAGGUGAAGAUUUGGAACCAGGAUACUGGAGCCUGCCUGUUCACCUUGUCGCUGGAUGGAUCAGGACCUUUGAAUUCCCUGGCCGUUGGCGACACCAUCUCCUUAUUGUGUGCAAGUUUCCGCAGAGGAAUUCACUUACUCAGGGUGGACCACAGCCCAGGACUGGAGCUGCGGGAAGUGGCAGCAUUCUGAGACCAAGAGAUGUUUGCUGGACAAUGUCGUCCCACAGCCCCUCCUUUCUCAGUGUGGCUUUGUGGCUUUCCAUAUUAUCUUGGGGGGAGGGCGAUGUGGGGCUCAUGCUCCUUGCUUAGGUUCACUUAGAAAGUACUAUGUCAGUGUUAGAAAUCAAUUUAAGUCCAGUGGUUCAAAAUCAGGUGCAGAGUUUAGAAACAUGGACUAAACAUAAGGUUCUCAAUUUAAGUUAAAUCCAAAUGAAAUUUUUAGUGAGCUUUUGGGACUGCUCUUUCAAAGAAACAAACAAAUUUAUGGCUCAAAAUGAUGACCUAUAGGUAUAAGGGUGAUAGGCCUCUGUCUGUAAGAGUCAGAACACAGCGAUUGAGUCUAUUGAACUGACUUUUUUGAUGUCUCCGCAAAAGAAAAAAAUGCAAGGGGAAGAGAAUGUCUGUUUUGGUUGCCUCGAAAUGAUCUAGGUGGGAAAGAAUAGUGCAGCUCCAUAGAGGAAAUAGAUUGUAGACAUAAGCGCCAAUCACUGCUCCUCAGCAAUGUGAAGAAUGGAAGUUAGGACAAGAAAGCAAAACCUUGGCUUCUGCUCAAAACAGCAGCAGAGAGGGAGGUGGCGGCAAAUUCCUGCCAGGUCUUGGUACCUUCCUAGACCGGUGCAGAGGUUGCAUGAAAAUAGGACCUGGGAUGGCUUGAAGAGGCUGUAACAGUAGAACAUACAGAAAAAUAUAGAGCCCGGACUCAACCGUGCCGGUCACUGAGCCCCCCUAAAUGAGGAGGGGCAGGGCGCUCAGGUCUGCCUGUGUGGCCCCCAGGAGAUCCGUCCCCACCUGGUGCUCACAAGCCCAUUUUCCUCCAGGGAAAAUAGAGCCCUCCUGCCUUGAGCAAGCCCAUGGAUCAGGCACCUGAGGCCGGGGGAUUUCCUUUCUGAUGAGUCUCAGCCAAGGAGAGAUUUUGCCUUUGUCCCCUCUGGCCCCUGCCUGUCCGGUACCAGUGGCUGACAGCCAUCUUCCUGUCCCCCUCCUGCUCCUCCUUAGGCCACCCACCUCGUGCCAUUCCCACUGACUGGGGGAGGAGAACCUGAAGCUACUGCAAAGCGUCAGACCUGAGUUUGAAUCUCUAGCUAGGUCUCCAUUUAGCUGGAUGACCUUGGGCAAGUUAUAAAAUCUCAGUUUCCUUGCUUACUCUAUGGGGCUCAUAAUCAUACAUCGCUCACAGGGCUGUUGGGAGACUGCACAGAACUGUAUUAAAUGCCAUAGCAGGGUAGCUUAUAAAUGGUAGCCAUUGUUACAUACUGCCCUCUCUGUCCAGACUGGGUGCUCUCUUUUCCACAUGAAACAUUUACUAUGUCUUCAUUCUCCUUAGAUCUUAUUUUCUAAGCCUUUAGCCACUGCUCAGCUUCCCUUUGAUUUCUUAAGUUAUGGAUCUUUGCACUCUGGAAGGACAAAGGGGUAGUGGGAGUGGAAGCUACUCCAUUGAGCACCUGCAGGUGGCUGAAUACAUGUAUUCUCACUAUAAUCUCAUUGUUAUUCCCAUUUCACAGCUGAGGAAGCUGAGGCCCAGGGACAUCCAGUCCUUUGCCCAAGGUCACACACAUAGGUAUGAAGGGAAAGAACUGAGAUCUGAACCUGGGUCUGCCUGACUCCAAGCCAGAAUACUUGCCUCCCUUUCCCUUUGCCUUUGCAUGAUGUCACAAAGUUCGUUUUAGAAAUUUAGGGACCAUGACAUUAUGUAUUUUCUAGACCAGCUACUAACUCUUUGGCUCCAAGGAGAUCUUCCUGGCCGGACACCCAGGAGGAGUAGACAGGUGUCUCAGGGGAAGUCCUAGAGUAUCCCAAGCUAGUAGUGCUACAGCUGAUCCUUUCUUUUAGAAGGAAGACGGACAGUAAGUCAGAAAAGUCAAGGGAGUGGAUUGCGAGGGGACCCUGCAGUGAGAGGGAACAUACCCGGGAGAAAAUAGCAGGCCUCUGAUGAAUUAGCAGGGUUCUAGUACCAAUAAAAUUGUUUCCCUAAACUCUA
Hipposideros armiger (great roundleaf bat) is the source of this 3368-nucleotide messenger RNA. It is a transcript of the gene WDR31, whose product is annotated as WD repeat domain 31. Bases 261 to 1361 code for a protein of 366 amino acids. The transcript has 11 exons. Gene Ontology annotation, molecular function: protein binding. The record is from RefSeq and is a predicted model, not a curated record. NCBI's taxonomy places the organism in Eukaryota, Metazoa, Chordata, Mammalia, Chiroptera, Hipposideridae.